Messenger RNA from Suhomyces tanzawaensis NRRL Y-17324, 1659 nucleotides. RefSeq names its product MFS transporter. The transcript has a single exon. NCBI's taxonomy places the organism in Eukaryota, Fungi, Ascomycota, Pichiomycetes, Serinales, Debaryomycetaceae. The record is from RefSeq and is a predicted model, not a curated record. Gene Ontology annotation, molecular function: xenobiotic transmembrane transporter activity; fluconazole transmembrane transporter activity. Gene Ontology annotation, cellular component: membrane. Gene Ontology annotation, biological process: xenobiotic detoxification by transmembrane export across the plasma membrane. The coding region runs from base 1 to 1659 and encodes 552 amino acids.
AUGCAUUAUCGUUUUAUAAGAGAUAGUUUUUUCGGCCGGAUGGUCUAUCAUUUAUCUGGCAAGAAAGUCUUCACUCACAAAGAAGAAGCUGCCGACUACGUUCCCGCUGAGAAGUACCUUCCAGACUACAAGGCUCCAAGCAAGGAACUUACAGAGGAUUCAGAUGUUGCUGCCGGUGAAACGGAAGCAAAAGAAUUGGAUGCCACUUCUGCCGCUUCUAGCGAAACCGUUGCAAAAGACACAAAUAUCUACGUUGACUGGGACGGCGAAGAUGACCCUGAAAACCCUCAGAACUGGCCCUUCAUCCAAAAGGCGUUCUUCAUUUUUGAAAUUGCAUUCUUGACCACCUCUGUCUACAUCGGCUCAGCUGUGUAUACCCCGGGUAUCGAGGAAAUUAUGGAGGAGUUCCAAAUCAGUCAGACCUUGGCCGCUUUACCAUUGUCCAUGUUCGUCAUUGGUUAUGGUAUUGGCCCAAUGGUUUUCUCCCCCAUGUCUGAAAACGCUAUUUUUGGUAGAACUUCUAUUUAUGUGGUGACGUUAUUCAUCUUCUUCAUUUUACAAAUCCCAACUGCAUUGGCAAAGAACAUUGCCUCCUUGAGUGUUUUGAGACUUCUCGGUGGUGUCUUUGCUUCUCCUGCUUUGGCCACUGGUGGUGCUUCCGUUGUUGAUGUGUUGGCUAUGCCUUAUGCUCCUAUCGGUAUUGCUUCCUGGGCAAUGGCUGCAGUCUGUGGACCUUCUCUCGGUCCUUUGGUUGGUUCAGUGUUAACUGUCAAGGGUGGAUGGAGAUGGACUUUCUGGUUCAUGGCUAUCAUUAGUGGUACUUCAUUUAUUACUCUUCUCUUCUUCUUGCCUGAAUCUUAUUCCAAGACUCUUCUCUUGAGGAAAGCCAAGAGAUUGAGAGCAAAGACUGGCAACAUGAAUAUUACUACCGAAGACGAAGUUGCUAAUUCUAAGCUGACUGUUCGUGAAAUUGCUAUUGAAACGUUGUGGAGACCAAUUGAAAUCUCUAUCGCCGAGCCUGUGGUGUUGAUGAUCAACAUGUACAUUGCCUUGGUGUAUUCCAUUUUGUACCUUUGGUUCGAGGCUUACCCAAUUGCGUACCUUGGUGUCUAUGGAUUUACUUUGGUCGAGAUGGGUGUUUCUUACGUUUCCAUUAUCGUCGGUAUUGGAAUUGGUUGUAUUAUUUAUUUAUUGUGGGUCAGAAAAGCUUUCACUGCAAAAUUGUUGGCAGGUGAAAUGGUUGUUCCCGAAGUAUUCAUUCCAGUUGCUAUUAUUGGUGGUACUCUUAUGCCAAUUGGAACCUUCAUUUUCGGAUGGACUGUUGCAAAGGAUCUCCACUGGAUUGGAUCUUUGAUCGGUGCCGCUAUUUUCGCAGCCGGUGCUUUCCUCAUUUUCCAAACUUUGUUCAAUUAUUUGGGUAUGUCCUUCUACAGAUACUUGGCCUCAGUGUUUGCUGGUAAUGAUUUGUUCAGAUCUGUUAUUGCUGGUGUCUUCCCAUUAUUUGGACAUGCCUUAUUCAAUAACUUGAAAACUGAUAGAUUCGCAGUUGGUUGGGGAUCUUCCAUUUUGGGUUUCCUCACACUUGCUAUGUUGGCAAUUCCAAUCCUAUUCUACCUCAAUGGUCCUAAGUUGAGAGCUAGAUCCAAAUGGGCUAAUUAG